CCAGGAAGCUUCGAGCAGAAGCUGAUUGUAAAAGGAGUCAUGCUGCUGACCUUCAAAAUGAUCAGGAGAGAAUGAGUGCUCAAGCUAAUUAUUUGGACAGUCAGUUACGUGAUAUAGAACGAUUAGAAGCUUGGGAUACUAGGAGAGAAAAUCAACUGAUAGACUUUAUACCCGAGCUCACCCGUACAGAGGAAAAAAUCAAAAAAAAUAGAGAUAUGUCCAAUGAGCUCCAGGCUAAGGAGGCUGACCUCAGACAGAAGGCAGAGGAUAAGAAAAGAGAAGCUGAGAGGCUGUGUGGCGAGGCUGGGCAGAGCUGUAUUUCUGGAAUAGACCACAGAUCCCAUGGAAAUAUGGCACAAGCUAAUCCAAUCCUUCAACUGGUGGAACAACUGUUGAAUGAAGCAGAAGAGCUUAAUAGACAAGCUGAUCAACAUCUUUGUGAAAUACAGGAGAACAAGGCCAAUAUUCAGGACCUACAGUCUCAGAUUCAAGACGACACCAGCUUUGGUGGUGAUCUGAGACAAAUAAUCGCUGAUACCCAAAAUAAGUUGACCGAACUAAGAAGUCAGCUGCAGGAAAAAAGGAGAGAAUCUGAAGAGAAGAGAGAAAGAGUAGCAAGAUUUAGGGCGGAAGUGGAUCGACUGACUCCGGAUAUAUCAAGGAUUAAAGAGGAAGCAGAUAUUGCAGAUCAGCAGGCUGAACAAGCAGAUAGGGAGGCUGAUAGGAUUGAUCAAGAGCUUCAGUUCAACAAUUGAUUAGAGGCGGAAACAACCUACUCUGGUUAGGCGGGUUGUGAUUUUUUAUUUGUAUUAUCUCAUGCUAUGUAGUUGAAUAAAGAUAUGAAUAAAUGAAA
Messenger RNA from Eurytemora carolleeae, 853 nucleotides. Its product is annotated as cingulin. The coding region runs from base 72 to 755 and encodes 227 amino acids. The record is from RefSeq and is a predicted model, not a curated record. Lineage: Eukaryota; Metazoa; Arthropoda; Copepoda; Calanoida; Temoridae. The transcript has 14 exons.